AGCACAGCACUGCGUGCAGCCAGGAUGAGAGCACAGAGCCUGGCGGUGGCUUGUGGGGCACUGGCUUUGUGCUUGGCACUAGCCAGGGCCACCAACCCCGGCUUCGUGGUGAGGAUCACGCAGGCAGGCUUGGACUAUGCCCAUCAGCAGGGGAUCGCUGUCCUGGAGAAGGAGCUGGCCCAGCUGAAGCUGCCAGACAUCUCAGGUGACUUUCCCAUCCGGAGAGUGGGGAAGGUGCACUAUGAGAUCUCCAGAUUGGAACUUCGCAGUUUCCACUUGCCGUACUCGCGGAUUUCCCUGGUCCCCAAGGUGGGCCUGCAGGUCUCCAUCUCCAACGCCUUCGCUGAGGUGGAUGGGAACUGGCGGGUGAAGAUACACUUCAUCCGGGACCAUGGUUCAUUUGACCUGAAGGUAGAGAACAUCUAUAUCAAAAUCAACCUGAAGCUGGGCAGUGAUGCCUCCGGAAAACCCACCAUCGACACCUCUGACUGCAGCACCCGCAUCUCCAAAGUCCGAGUACACUUUUCGGGCAAGUUUGGAUGGCUUUAUAACCUCUUCCAUAGUGUUAUUGAGGCCAGAUUCCGGAAGGCUUUGGAGAGCAAGGUCUGUGAGAACGUGGUCAGCUCUGUGCACGGAGAGCUCCAGCCUUACAUCCAGACCCUGCCAGUCACAGCCAGGAUAGAUGCCAUAGCUGGCAUUGAUUACUCCUUGGUGGCACCCCCAACUGCUACUGCCCAGUCCCUGGACGUGGACCUGAAGGGCAAAUUCUUCUCCCUGACCCACCCCUCCACCAUCCCCUUCCCUCCGCUGGCACUGGCCUUCCCUCCGGAUCACAACCGCAUGGUUUACUUUGGGGCCUCCAGCUACUUCUUCAACACGGCUGGCUUCGUCUACCACGCAGCCGGGGCGCUGGUCUUCGAAAUCACAGACUCCAUGAUCCCGAAGGGCGUUGACUUCCACUUGAACACCUCCACCUUCUCAGCCUUUGUUCCCCAGCUAGAGAAGAUGUACCCGGACAUGCUGAUGAAGCUCAGGCUGUCUGCCCCCUCCGCCCCAUUCCUGAACAUCGGACCAGAGGGGCUCUCGCUCAAGCCUGUCGUGGAUAUCCAGGCUUAUGCCAUCCUUCCCAACUCCAGCCUGGCUCCUCUCUUCCUCCUCAGCCUGACAGGCAACGUGUCCGCCGUCAUCGACGUGAAAUCCAGCCACGUAGUUGGGAACCUGAAGGUGGGCAGGAUGAAGCUCUCUCUGAAGCAUUCAGAUGUUGGCACUUUCCAGGUGCGAACACUGCAGUCCAUAAUGAACAUCUUUGCUUCCUCUAUCCUGCUCCCACGUUUUAAUGCCAGGUUAGAGCAGGGCUUCCCUCUGCCGCUGCCAGACAGAAUACAGCUCUCCAAUAUGCUUGUGCAGUUUCACCAGAAUUUCCUGCUGCUUGGAGCAGACGUUCACUAUCAGCCCCGGGGAAGGAGAUAAGAUGAUGCCAUGGACCUCAAGCACUGAAAAAGCCUCCUCCACCCGCCCCACCGAGGGGACAGCAGCUCCCCACAGCCCUUUCCCUCACCCCAGCCCCACCACCGGAGCUGAAGACCACUGCUUCUGCCGCAGUGUCCCUCACCCCCUGCCUUGGCCUGGACUGCAGCCAGGGGCAGAAGUCCCCCCCGGGCCCCAAACCCUGUGUCCCCCAGCCCACCCAGCGCUACCCAGAGCUGGGGCUCCCUGGUCCCCAAGCCCACCCUGGCCCCCUCCCGCUUCUGCCGGCAGCAAUAAAGGCGGCUGUGGUGGUGCUGUC
Grus americana (Whooping crane) is the source of this 1786-nucleotide messenger RNA. RefSeq names its product bactericidal permeability-increasing protein-like. Lineage: Eukaryota; Metazoa; Chordata; Aves; Gruiformes; Gruidae. Gene Ontology annotation, molecular function: lipopolysaccharide binding. Gene Ontology annotation, biological process: innate immune response; defense response to Gram-negative bacterium; lipopolysaccharide-mediated signaling pathway. The record is from RefSeq and is a predicted model, not a curated record. The coding region runs from base 25 to 1470 and encodes 481 amino acids. The transcript is spliced from 15 exons.